This is a messenger RNA of Linum tenue, 330 nucleotides long. The record is from the annotation of a GenBank genome assembly. Lineage: Eukaryota; Viridiplantae; Streptophyta; Magnoliopsida; Malpighiales; Linaceae.
CAAACUGAGACUUCUCACUCUUUACUACGGCAGAAGUUCGUCCAAUUCAAAUCCAACUCUAAACUCAACUUUCCUUUUCCAUGGCCGACUACCGGCGAGGAAACGGGGCAACGAGCAGCUAUUCCAGCCACGACCAUAAAUAAACCAGGACGCCGUUCAGCACGCCAAUUAUGUUCAACAACCGGGAUGCUCAAGUGAGCUUCCUGGAGUUGAAGCUUUGGAUGCCCAACUUAUUCAUAUAAAGGUAUGUGCUUUCAUUCUGUCUUCUCCUGUAAAUUGAUUGUGAUUGCUUUCCAAAAUCCUUUAUACUCUCCCCUAUCUGUGACGCGG